Messenger RNA from Didymella exigua CBS 183.55, 2590 nucleotides. RefSeq lists its product as uncharacterized. The transcript has a single exon. The record is from RefSeq and is a predicted model, not a curated record. Bases 259 to 2439 code for a protein of 726 amino acids. Lineage: Eukaryota; Fungi; Ascomycota; Dothideomycetes; Pleosporales; Didymellaceae.
GCGAGUCCGAGGCGUUGCCGUCCAGGCGGCGAGCGAUUGGGUGCGCGCCGACAUGUUUGGGCACUGCGCACUUGCAGGCCGGCCAUUCGCGAGUCACUUGAACGUGCCAAGCGUUCAAUGUCCUAUCCAGCAGCCAAUGUCAUAUCCAGCAGCCAAUGACAACGGCAGCGGCAGCCACUCCCGCCCGCCACGGUUCCGCCAGGAUGCCUCGCACGUCGACCGCCCACCGUCACCACAACCACCGACGGGCAUGCGCGCAUGAUAGUCAACGCCAAGAACAGCCUGCUGCUGCAGGGCGGCGUGGUCAGGGCGAGCAUGCUGGGCCGCUCGACGUAUGCGACGCGGACGCCGGGGGACGAGGAGCUGGGCAAGAAGGACGACGAUUUCAAGUUUGGGGCGGCAAAGAAGGACGACAAUCUCAAGUUCAAGGCGGCGCGGCGACACGGCAGCCUCUCGUCGUUUGGCUGGCGAUGGCGGCGGAGGCGGGUGCUGCUUGUCGUCCUGGCAUUCGUCCUGUUGUCGCUGACGAUGCACCUGAUGUGCGCGCCGUCGACCGGCGACAAGCGCAGCAUCCACGCCUUCACGUACACGCCGCCCGGCCGAGACGCCCGCCACGACGCCCACCACGACGCCCGCCACGACGCCCGCCACGACGAUACAUUCAAAGAACCCGUUGGCGCGCCGCCGGGCAUGCGCGCCCCGCGCCGCGGAGAGCCCACGCCGCACACGUACGACGGCGCAUACAAGUUCUACCGGCUGGCGCGCUCGCUGCGCGCCGCGGCGCACACGGACGGCGCCCGCAAGACGAACCGCAACGUGCUGUUCGCCGUGUCGAGCCUGCAGAGCGCGGCGACGCUGCUGCCGCUCGUCUGCGACAUGGCCAGCCGGGACCGGAACUGGGUGCACGUCGCCUUGCUGGGGCGCGACGACAUGUCGCUCGAUGACUUGCUGGCCAUCAACGGCGUCGACCGCAAGGCGUGUCCCGCCCUCUGGCACGACGCCCGGCCCGACUACGCAGACUACAGCAGCGACGCGCGCGCCGAGGCGAGCGUGCAGUCGGCGCUCACCCACGUCCACAGCUUCCUGCACCCGCAGGCUGCCAUUGUCGACGAUGCCCUGAGCGAGGAUGCCUUUUUCGCUGCCGCCGUGCGCAACGCGACCGCCGCGCUCGACGUGCCGCUCAUCGAGGUGCCCCGGGGCCAGUGCGACGACUUGAUGUGGCUCGCCCGCCUCGACGCCGCCGCGCUGCGCAGCUGGCACCUCCCCACCGUCGACAUCGUCGUGCAGGUCCCGCCCGACUCGUCGAGCGUGCUGCAUCUGCUCGCGUCGCUCGCCCACGCCGACUACGCCCGUCUCCCCCCACCGCGCAUCACCCUCGAGCUGCCGCCCGCGCUCGACCCCAAGGUGCAGCGCGCCCUGGCCUCGUUCGCCUGGCCGCCGCACGCCCACUCGCGCAGCCAGCUCGUGCUCCGCCGCCGCGUCCGCACCCGUCGCGCCACGCAGGAAGACGCCGCCGUCCGCUUCCUCGAGCUCUUCUACCCGCCCGACGCCCACGCCCACGUCCUGCUGCUCGCCCCGCACGCCCAGCUCGCGCCCGCCUACUUUCACUACCUCCGCUACCUGCUGCUCGAGUACCGCUACUCGUCCACCCGCCCCGCCGCCGCCGCCGCCAUGAUGGGCCUCAGCCUCGACCGCCCGCCCGUGCUCGUCGACGGCACCACGCCGCUGCUCCCCGCCGAGCCGAGCGCGCCGUUCCUGAUGCAGGCGCCCGCCGCCCACGCGACGCUGUUCUUCGCCGACAAGUGGGCAGAGUGGCACGAUUUCCUCACGCACCGGGUCAGCGCGCCGCACACGGCCAAGGGCGCGCGCACGCUCAAGCUCGUCUCCGAGACGCUGCCGAGCUGGGCCGAGUACAUGCUCGAGCUCAUGCGCGCGAGGGGGUACUUUUUGCUGUACCCCGCGACGCGGGGUCUGGUCACCGUGCACAGCGAGCUGUACCGCGCGCCCGAGGAGUUUUCGACCGGCUUCACCUCGGACACUUUCGACACGCCUUUCGACCCCGACGCGCCUUUCGACCCCGACGCGCACUUUGUCCGCGCCCCCUCGCCCCCGCCCCCUCGGCACAAGACCCGCGAACCCCCUCUUCUCGCUCGCAAACCACUCCACGCCCUCCUCCCCUUUGCCGCCGACCUGCCCGCGCCCCGCCACCUGCCGCACCUGCCGCACCUGCUGUACAACGGCGUGACGCUGGAUCCGAGCAGCGUCGCCGUCGUCGCGGGCAAGUACCGCAAGGAAUUCAGCGAGGGCGUCGGGGGGUGCGUGGUUCCUGCGGGGAAGAGGAGGACCGUCGUCGGCGGGCGGGCGGGGGAUUUGUUUUGUUUUGGGGACGGGGGGUGGGAGGAUGUACACCCUGCAGGUUCAGUGAGCGAUGCAAUAUGAUUUUGUUUCAACUUUUGCUCUGCGCUGAUAUGUCUCGUCGCCUACUACUUGCACUGUAUGUCUCGUCGCCUACUACUUGCACUGUAUGUCUCGUCGCCUGCUACUUGCACUGUAUGUCUCGUCGCCUGCUACUUCCACUGUAUGUCUCGUC